GUGAACAGUGAUCUGUGAUCUUCAUCUCUAUUGCACUUCACUGCAACCGCACUGCAAUGGCACAGAACGGGACUAUAGAGAACGGGCUCGCUCGAAACGCGUGCCCUCCGCCUCUGCCUCAACCUGUGAAAAUCCCUGAGAUUAAACACACUAAGAUUUUUAUCAAUAACGAAUGGCACACAGCAAUCAAAGGGAAGACGUUUCCUACAAUCAACCCUGCAACAGGUGUCAAAAUCUGCGAUGUCGAGGAGGCGGAUAAAGCUGAUGUGGAUGAGGCGGUGAAAGCUGCCAAAGCGGCCGGGCAGAGAGGCUCGGAGUGGCGGCGGAUGGACGCGUCGAGCCGCGGCGGGUUACUGCACAGACUCGCGGAUCUGCUGGAGCGAGAGCGCUUUGUGCUGGCGACUCUAGAGUCAAUGGACACUGGCAAACCCUUCCUGCAUGCCUUCUUUGUCGAUCUGGACGGCAGCAUUAAGACCCUGAGAUAUUACGCCGGCUGGGCGGACAAGAUUCAUGGGAAAACCAUGCCAGUCGAUGAAAACUUUGUGUGUUUUACCAAGCAUGAGCCCGUCGGUGUGUGCGGAGCAAUUAUUCCGUGGAACUUCCCUCUGCUGAUGUUUACGUGGAAGAUCGCGCCGGCUUUGGCCUGCGGGAACACGGUGGUCAUUAAACCGGCUGAACAGACCCCACUGACGGCUCUUCACGUCGGAGCACUCAUAAAGGAGGCUGGUUUUCCACCUGGAGUCGUGAAUAUCGUACCUGGGUUUGGACCAACGGCUGGAGCGGCAAUCGCCAGUCAUAUGAACAUCGACAAAGUGGCAUUUACAGGCUCUACAGAGGUGGGCCAGCUGAUCAAAGCGGCGGCGGCCAAGAGCAACCUGAAAAGAGUGACUCUGGAGCUGGGAGGGAAGAACCCCUGCAUUGUGUUUGCUGACUCAGACCUGCAGUCGGCGGUGGAGGAGACGCAGAAGGGCUCGUUCUUCAACCAGGGUCAGGCGUGCACCGCUGCAUCACGCGUCUACGUGGAAGAGCCAAUUUAUGACGAGUUUGUGCGUCUCAGUGUCGAAAGAGCCAAAAAUAUAGCUAUCGGAGACCCUAUGGAGCCACGAACCUCACACGGGCCGCAGAUCGACCAGCAUCAGUUUGAUAAGAUCCUGGAGCUGGUGGCCAGUGGGAAGAAGGAGGGGGCGACGCUGGAGUGCGGAGGCUGUGCGGUGGAGGACAGAGGUCUGUUCAUCCAUCCCACCAUCUUCUCUGAUGUCAAAGACCACAUGCGUAUUGCCAAAGAAGAGAUCUUUGGGCCAGUUCAGUGCAUCAUGAAGUUUAAGAUGCAGGAGGAGGUGAUCGACAGAGCCAACAGCUCACAGUACGGCCUGACGGCGGCUGUCUUCACGCGGGACGUCCAUCGCGCCAUGAGCGUGUCUGCGGCACUGGAGGCUGGAACCGUCUGGGUGAACUGCUACAACGCCUUACAUGCUCAAGCUCCGUUCGGAGGCUUCAAGAUGUCAGGAAACGGCCGAGAGCUGGGUGAGUAUGCGCUGGCAGAGUACACCGAGGUCAAAGCCAUCACUAUCAAACUCCGCGAGCAGCUGACACUGUGAUCUGCCAAUCAACAGAUGAAGAAACUCUGGCUUUACCUUCAGUCUCACGUCAGCUCCUUUCUGUUUAUUUCAUGUAGAUGUGCUGUACAGAUUGAAAAGAAAGUUUGUGUUUUUUUUUUACUUUUAUUUAAUUCGGAUGUUUUAUUAUCAAGCAAAGUCAUCCAUCAUCUCUCAGUAUUUACUAAAAUAUAUAUAUUUUAUUGCUAUAGAUUCACAUGCAAACCAUUUUCACCUCCACACAGGCUUUGCUUCUUUUGUUUUGGAGGUUCAGUUCGUCUUCGAGGUUUUAAAAGGUCUCCUGUCAUGGCAGCUAAAAUCUAAAUAUGUUACCAAGGAUAGUCUUUUAUGUGUAAAAAUCCGAGUUUCUGAUUGCAUUUGAUAAAUAAUCAUGUAAUCCGUCUUAAACCUGAGGUUUAAAUUUAAUUAAGUCAUCUCUGCUCCACUAGUGGCACCAAACAGAAUUGCAGAAAUGAUGUAACUGUUACUACAUUCUCUUUGUGAUGCUGAAUGCAAACUGAAUUGAUGAAUACAUUUCUGCACUGUAUAUGUACAGUGUGUUGCCCUGCAUAUAUUAAUGUAUAAUUAGAAUUUUCUAAAUGUACAUACACAUCCUAU
Molecule: messenger RNA, 2213 nt
Organism: Sinocyclocheilus anshuiensis
Lineage: Eukaryota; Metazoa; Chordata; Actinopteri; Cypriniformes; Cyprinidae
Product: aldehyde dehydrogenase family 1 member A3-like
Exons: 13
Coding region: 57-1598 (513 amino acids)
Molecular function (GO): oxidoreductase activity, acting on the aldehyde or oxo group of donors, NAD or NADP as acceptor
Source: RefSeq, a predicted model, not a curated record